AUGGCGGCCCCUGAGUCAGCCCCGCGCCGCCCACGCCCCCUCCCACGGCUGCCGCCGCACCAGCUUGUGGCAUUUCGCUCGCCGGAGACGGCGCCGCAAACACGCGCCGGUGCCAGCCGGUGCCGGUGCCGCCGCAGCCCGCGCGGCCACGCGUGUCCCCCACGCGCGGCACCGCCGCGAGGCCCGCGCGUCCCGCACCGCCGCCACCCGCUCUGCCCCGGGCCGGGCGGCGCCGCGGCGGCACCACGGACAGCGCCGGUCCGGCACCGCGAACAGCGCCGCGGUCCCGCGUGGGUGCGGACCGCCGCCCCCCGCGCCCUCCCGGCGGCUCGCGGGGUGCGGGGCUCCCGGUCCCGCCGCGCCCACCCCGGGGACAGCCCCCGCGGGGUCCCGCCGUCCACGGGGGCACCAAAGCCCGGCGCCGGCGGGCGCCCGGCGGCCCUGCUGCUGCUGGCGGCGCUGGUGUGGGUGCCCGGCGGGGCUCCCGCCUGCCCCGCGCUCUGCACCUGCUACGUCUCGCCGCCCACCGUCAGCUGCCAGGCCAACAACUUCUCCUCGGUGCCCGCGGGGCUCCCGCCCGGCGCCCGCCGCCUCUUCCUGCAGAACAACGUCAUCGGGGCGCUGCGGGCGGGCACCUUCGGGCCCAGCACCGUCACCCUCUGGCUCUACUCCAACAACAUCUCCUCCAUCCAGCCGGGCACCUUCCGCCACCUGCCCGCCCUGGAGGAGCUCGACCUGGGUGACAACCCGCACCUCCGCGUCCUGGCCCCCGACACCUUCCACGGCCUCCACCGCCUCCAGGCCCUGCACCUGUACCGGUGCCGGCUGGCCAACCUGCCCAGCGGCAUCUUCCGCGGCCUCCGCAGCCUCCAGUACCUCUACCUGCAGGAGAACGGGCUGCUCUACCUCCAGGACGAUCUGUUUGCCGACCUGGCCAACCUGAGCCACCUCUUCCUGCACGGCAACCGGCUGCGGGCGCUGUCGGAGGGCGUCUUCCGGGGGCUCUCGAGCCUGGACCGCCUGCUGCUGCACGCCAACCGGCUGGCAGCCAUCCACCGCCGCGCCUUCGGGGGGCUGGCGCGCCUCACCAUCCUCUACCUGUUCAACAACAGCCUGGUGGCCCUGCCCGGGGACCCGCUGGCUGCGCUGCCCUCGCUGCAGUUCCUGCGCCUCAAUGCCAACCCCUGGGCCUGCGACUGCCGUGCGCGCCCGCUCUGGGCCUGGUUCCGCGCCGCAGCGUCUCCAGCUUCGCCGGUGCCGUCGCGCCAGCCCCCGCACCGCCGCGGCACCGACCUGCGCCACCUGCGCCCCACGACCGGCGCCUGCCCGGGCGACGACGGCGACGACGACGAGAUGGAAGAUGGCAACGGCAGCAACGGAGUGGCGGUGAUGGGCACCCCGGGGCGCGCUGGGUCGCCCGGCACCCUCCCGGCCGCGCCGCCCUCCGCCUUCUACCGCGACGGGCUGCCCCCACGACCUGCGGGGACCCCAGCCCCGGCCGCCCCCGUCCGUGACUCCCGCGGGCCCCCCGAGGACGCCAGCUGCCCCCACGACCCCUGCGCCCCCAUGGCCGCCGCCGCGCCCCGACGGCCCCCCGCCCUCCUGCCCCUCCUGGCUCUGAUCCUGCCCCGACUCUGA
This is a messenger RNA of Camarhynchus parvulus, 1638 nucleotides long. It is a transcript of the gene RTN4RL2, whose product is annotated as reticulon 4 receptor like 2. The record is from RefSeq and is a predicted model, not a curated record. Lineage: Eukaryota; Metazoa; Chordata; Aves; Passeriformes; Thraupidae. Gene Ontology annotation, cellular component: plasma membrane. Gene Ontology annotation, molecular function: protein binding.